Messenger RNA from Salvia hispanica, 888 nucleotides. Its product is annotated as Ubiquitin-like superfamily protein. Lineage: Eukaryota; Viridiplantae; Streptophyta; Magnoliopsida; Lamiales; Lamiaceae. Gene Ontology annotation, molecular function: protein binding. The record is from RefSeq and is a predicted model, not a curated record. Gene Ontology annotation, biological process: mRNA splicing, via spliceosome.
AUAAUGCAAAUUUCAAAGUGAAAUAAAAAUCCUUUCUUUGAAAGCUCUUUCAUUAAUCUUCAUCACUUCCCCUCUAUCGAUCAUUGCUUCUUCUUCCCCUCUUAACCUUCUCUUCUUAAACCCCUAGUUUCUGUCCCCAAUUUGCUCAAUUUGACCUUGAAUUUCCACCCAAACCCCCAAAUUCGAAGUCGAUUGUUUCGCGCCACAGAAGAAAUGGAUUCGAAGCCGGAAGAGGACCCUCGCACCACCACCUCCGCCGCCGUGAGCACGGCGCCAGAGUACAACAGCAGCAGCGUCAAGAAGGCUAGAUUGGAAUCAACCUUGGCGGCGCUUCUCACUGAUCCAGUUCUCGCCGACGUUCCAAAGAAACCUAUGUUGUCCGACGUCGACACUCUCAUCAACUUGGAGCUCGGAAGCGCCAUGCGUCUCACCGUCCUGAAAUUGGAUGGAACAUCCUUCGAUGUUGCCUUGAUGAAUACUGCGACUUUGAAGGACCUGAAACUGGCAGUUAAGAAAAAAGUGAAUGAAAUGGAGGAGUCAAGGAUGGGUCAUCGUCAAAUUUCGUGGAGACACGUGUGGGCGAAUUUUUGCCUUUCACACCACAACGAGAAGCUGCUCGAUGACAAUUGUUCACUUCACGAUUAUGGCAUCAGGAACAAUUCUCAGGUACAAUUCAUUUCCUAUGUCGCUUCAAAAGCUUCCCGAAGACACCAAGGGAGCAGAAAGCACCGUUUCUUUCAUGGUUUAAACAGAAAAUCUUAAGACUAUGGAUUUUAGUAGUCUUUUGUGUGUACUGAUCGAUAGAUAGAUAGAUAGAUAGAUAGAUAGAUAGAUAGAUAGAUAUCUUGCUUAGAUCUUCAGUUUCUUUUGAACAUUUUUCUUGCUCAA